CUGUUGUGAUUGAUGCUGUUUUGUUCUAUCUAUUCUACAUGGUUCAAAAUGCUCUUUACAAUGUCAGAAUCCAAAAUACGAAGAUAUGAAAUUUGUUAUUUUGAGUUUUACUAUUUGCAAAUGCAUUUCAAGUUGGAACUUCUUAUUUUUUUAAAUAGGAAUUACCACAUUGCUUUAUCUCUAUCUUUCUCAAUGUAUUUUCAAUGUUGCAAUUCAACACAUGCUCCGAUACUUCUACCAGACGGUUCACCAGUCGUCGUUGGGAGAUCAGCAGAGACUAAAAUAUCUGAUAAAUUGUGUUCAAGAAAUCAGUUGGAAUUGGUUGCAAAUUACAAUCAAAAAUAUGUUAUGGUCAAGCAACUUGGCAGUAAUGCAUCUCAGAUAGAAGGGAUUGAUAUCGGACAUAGAAAAACUGACAGACUUCAUGCAGGACAAACGUUACAUGUCGUUGAUAUGAAAUAUCCUCACAAGAUUGCUAUAUGUAUCCCUAAUUCAGGAACUACAUCUUCCAAUACCAAGAAAACAAAACUACCUCAGGAGGAAAACACAUUCAGCAAACGACAAAAAAUGACUGAAAAAGUAGCAAAAAAUAUUUCCGAUGAAGAAAACGAAGCAAAUGCAAAUAAUAAAAAUAAUUCAGCACAAAAACCUUCCUAUCAUUGGAGUCAAGGUUUGAAAGGAUCAAUGGAUGAUCCUAGUUUGAGAGUUUCCAAAGAUGAUAAAGUUGUUGUCAUCAAAGAUAAAUAUCCAAAGGCAAAGUAUCAUUGGCUGGUUAUGCCGAUAGAAAAUAUUAUAUCUUGUGCUCAUCUUAGAUCUGAACAUCUACCUCUUCUAAAACACAUGGUAAAGGUCGGUGAACAAACAAUUGAGGACAAUAUUUCAGAAAAUGACAAGCCGAAAACUGAAUUUCGAUACGGUUAUCAUGCUGUUCAUAGUAUGAGUCAUCUUCAUAUGCAUGUUAUCAGUCAAGAUUUCGAUUCUGAUGCAUUGAAGACGAAGAAACAUUGGAAUUCAUUCACUACAGAAUAUUUUGUUGAUGCAGAAGAUAUUAUAAAUGAAAUUGAAAAAGAUGGGAAAGUGAAAAAUAGAAAGCACAUGGCAGAUCUUUUGAAAGAACCUUUAAGAUGCCACAUUUGUAAACGGGAUCAGAAAAACAUGCCAGAACUGAAGAAACACAUUCUGAAAUGCAGCUGAUACUUGGACAAAAUAGUGUUGGAGAUAACAUGCAUUUUUCCAACAUUUGUUUCAACGAGACAGAAACGAUAUAACACGAGAGCAAAUAUGAUCGGUCAAGAUUAAUGGCGCAGGAAUGCUCCUGGUUACCCAUGGGCGGGAGUUCAAGCAAUUUAUUUUCAUUGAUUCUAUGCGUGAUUGUUAAAUUAUCAUGAAUGUUUGUUGGUUUGGCGCCAAUACGGUACGGACCCUAGUGGCAGUUUGUGAUGUAAAACUUGACCUGUUUUGAUUCUAUUGAUGAAAUAAACUUACGAGAAUUUCUAA
This is a messenger RNA of Styela clava, 1497 nucleotides long. RefSeq names its product aprataxin-like. Gene Ontology annotation, cellular component: nucleus. Gene Ontology annotation, biological process: single strand break repair. Gene Ontology annotation, molecular function: DNA 5'-adenosine monophosphate hydrolase activity; double-stranded RNA binding; mismatched DNA binding. The record is from RefSeq and is a predicted model, not a curated record. Lineage: Eukaryota; Metazoa; Chordata; Ascidiacea; Stolidobranchia; Styelidae.